Messenger RNA from Botrytis porri, 597 nucleotides. RefSeq lists its product as uncharacterized. The transcript has 2 exons. Lineage: Eukaryota; Fungi; Ascomycota; Leotiomycetes; Helotiales; Sclerotiniaceae. Bases 1 to 597 code for a protein of 198 amino acids. The record is from RefSeq and is a predicted model, not a curated record.
AUGGUGGGAGGCUAUAUAUUCUGGGCUUUUGACCACCAACAUUGCCACUCAAUUCAACAAGAUCACUUGCUUUUCAUUUUAGCAACCCAUUUUACUCACAAUCCAUUUCAGCACAUCACAAAUCUCAGUUCUCGAAUUCGGACAACAUCAAACGCUUUCAUCAUGAGUAACGAUAUUCCCAACGAUUGGUUCCUGGUAAAGUUGACAAGAUGGGAAAACGGGCAUGAAACCAGUUCGGCUCUCCUCCCUGUGAACAUUUCUGCCGGUAACACAUCGUCUGGCCUUAAAAAUGGGCUUGAGGCUAUUUACAAGCGCAUUUGGGAUUACUUUACUGUUAUCGAGAAAGACGGAAAUCCCUCCGACCGAAUGAAUCUUCCUCUGGGAGCCGCCCUUAGACAAAGUGAUGGUAUCGAAGGUUUGAGCGUCGACUGGCAAGGGAUUUCGGCUAGCGAUUGGCCAUCGCAGCGGACUCUUGUUACGGAGUUCAACCUUCCCGGAAUCCGGGGAAGGUUAUCGAAGAAUAACAAUGCAGUCAUCCACUGUGUUGUCAAAGACAGCAGACUAGACGGAAUUACCUGGUGCCCUCCAAAGAAUUAG